Messenger RNA from Aspergillus pseudonomiae, 754 nucleotides. It is a transcript of the gene gup1, whose product is annotated as glucosamine 6-phosphate N-acetyltransferase. Lineage: Eukaryota; Fungi; Ascomycota; Eurotiomycetes; Eurotiales; Aspergillaceae. The record is from RefSeq and is a predicted model, not a curated record. Gene Ontology annotation, molecular function: monosaccharide binding; glucosamine 6-phosphate N-acetyltransferase activity. The transcript has 2 exons. Gene Ontology annotation, biological process: UDP-N-acetylglucosamine biosynthetic process. Bases 135 to 704 code for a protein of 189 amino acids. Gene Ontology annotation, cellular component: endoplasmic reticulum-Golgi intermediate compartment; endoplasmic reticulum; Golgi apparatus.
CGUGUUUCACACCGCAUAAUCUACAGUACCCCUAAAAAGCGCUGUGAUCGAUUAGCUCCAUCGAUCAUCCAGACUUAAAUUCACGGCUCACUCAUUUGACUGAUUAUCAUUUGAACCACUAUCUACAAAUAACAAUGACCAACAUUACCACCACCACUACAGCCCCUGUCGCAGUCUCCAUCAAACCCACCAUGAACUCCCAACCCGAGGACGCCCCUCUCUUCUCGACCUCCUUGAUCUCUCCUGAAGUGGUCGCUGUUCUUCCAGAGGGAUACACUAUCCGUCCCGUUCGCCGUUCCGACUACAAGCGUGGUUUCCUUGAUGUCCUCCGUGUGUUGACCACCGUCGGCGACAUCACUGAGGAGCAAUGGAGCCAGCGGUUUGACUGGAUCUCUGCCCGUAAUGACGAGUAUUACCUGCUUGUCAUUUGCGAUAACAUGGACCGUGUUGUCGGUACCGGCAGUUUGCUUGUUGAGCGGAAGUUCAUCCACUCUCUUGGCAUGGUUGGGCACAUCGAAGAUAUUGCCGUUGAUCAGUCGCAGCAGGGAAAGAAGUUGGGCUUGAGGCUCAUCCAGGCUUUGGACUACGUGGCUGCUAAUGUCGGUUGCUACAAGAGCAUCCUUGAUUGCUCCGAACACAACGAGGGCUUCUACCUCAAGUGUGGCUUUAAGCGUGCCGGCCUGGAAAUGGCCCACUACUACUAGAAUUAAGUUUUGCGGUUAAGGGACUGAAAUAAACUGGCGUUGAGAUAAAU